Patiria miniata (bat star) is the source of this 1732-nucleotide messenger RNA. RefSeq names its product NAD kinase 2, mitochondrial-like. Gene Ontology annotation, biological process: NADP+ biosynthetic process; NAD+ metabolic process. The record is from RefSeq and is a predicted model, not a curated record. NCBI's taxonomy places the organism in Eukaryota, Metazoa, Echinodermata, Asteroidea, Valvatida, Asterinidae. The transcript has 8 exons. Gene Ontology annotation, molecular function: NAD+ kinase activity. Bases 201 to 1547 code for a protein of 448 amino acids. Gene Ontology annotation, cellular component: mitochondrion.
ACUGACCGACAACAACAUAAAGGUCGAAGGUCAUGCAUGCUUGUUUAGUCGAGUGCGCACGUACGCUGUUUACAUGAUUCAUUGAUUGAUAAAUGACAGGCUGAACAUGACCGCUGGCAAACACUAAACUGGAUUUCUGACUGUCUGUGUCAUGUGUGUUCAGAGACCUGGAAGGCUGCCCUAGCAUUAGAAGGACAUUAAUGAUGUCUCGCUCCCGGAUUGGGUUUUGUGCAACUUGUUUCGGCUUGCACAUAAAUCGACUUGGCAACAUCGCAAAAACUGGCAACUUUAGUACUUUGUCUUUGAUCAGACGACUGUUCAGGUCUUCAUCGGCAUCAUCAAACUCGCCGGACACGGAGCAGCCAAGAAGAGGGGGCGGUACUGAGUAUGGAGGGGAGGGUGUCCCCUUCAGGCCAAAGAGAGCAUUAGUGGUGUCGAAACUGUCGCGAUAUUCAUUCGAAAGGAAACGAUUUCAUGAUCUUGAGGAAGAGGGUUUGAAACAAUUGCUCCUACAGAGAGGGUCACAUUAUGACAUGUAUUUGGAGAAGCACAAAAUUCACGUAUCUAACGUCAAGAAAGUUGUGGACACCCUACGGUCGCAGAACAUAGAAGUCAGACAAGCCCAGUGGUUUGAUCAGAACCUGAACCAGGAGGCCGUACGAUGGGCCGACGUCAUCAUCGCAGCCGGAGGAGACGGCACUUUCAUCAUGGCGGCCGGUAAAGUGACGGACGACACGCCCGUGCUUGGAGUCAACACAGAUCCCAGUAGGUCUGCCGGCUACCUCUGCCUCUCAGAGAAGAACUCUCUGCAGUUUGACGAAGCCCUGAGGAAAAUAAUGGAAGGAAAUUUCAGGUGGAAGUGGCGACAGCGAAUCCGCACCACCGUCGAGAGCGGUCUGAUCAACGCUGAACCCAUUGAUAUCCAUGAGCAACAGCUAAGGUUACCAGACCAUCAGUACGAGCACUGGAAUAGGGAACAGCGGAUGCGGCAGGGGUUAGAGAAGAGAGUGGAACCAGGGCCCACCGUACUGCCGGUCAGGGCACUCAAUGAGGUCUUUAUCGGUGAAUCACUCUCAUCGACUGUGUCGUAUUAUGAGAUAUCUGUGGAUGGAAGCCCCAUGGUUAAGCAGAAGAGCUCAGGAAUCACUAUCUGCACUGGCACAGGCUCUACAUCCUGGUCCUUUAAUAUAAACAAGUUGUCGCACCAGGGUGUCAGCGAACUGUUAAAUAUAAUCAAUGAAGAGUCUGAUGUGGACAUACCAAUCACACAAGAUCUCCUAGAGAGAAUUGCCUCCAAGUUCAAUAGCUCGCUGCUCUUUGACGCCAGCGUGCCUACCCUUGCCUACACGGUCCGCGACCCAGUCGUCAACGGGGUCUUCAAUGCUAACUUACCAAGGGGAUUUGCCAAGAAGAUCCGUCUACGGUCGCGUGGUUGGGAUGCCUGCCUAGUCAUGGACAGCGGGUCGUCGUUUGUCUUCAACGACGGCGCAAUAGCAACUCUGGAGAUCACCGAAGAUGAUGCUUUGAGAACAUUUGAACUAGAUUAGGCUCUUCUGUAGGCUUGCCCCACGACAACGUUUUCUGAAUCGAUUACGAAUCUUUCCAAAAAGUCACAAAUGUUUAGGAUGAAGUCAAAAUUUUUCCAACAGUACAAGGGGAACUACUUAAAGCUAUAGUCCAUCAUUUGCAGCCGGCCGAAAAGUAACUGGCAUAAUUAUUGUUGAAAAACAUA